Molecule: messenger RNA, 613 nt
Organism: Eublepharis macularius
Lineage: Eukaryota; Metazoa; Chordata; Lepidosauria; Squamata; Eublepharidae
Gene: TMEM154
Product: transmembrane protein 154
Exons: 6
Coding region: 29-586 (185 amino acids)
Source: RefSeq, a predicted model, not a curated record
UCUCAUACCUGCUCACAGAGAAGCUAACAUGCAGGAACGCAACUUCAUGUUGUCUUUGUUUCUGUUGCUCAGUGAAACACUUGCCUGCUGUGGUUCUACCACCGGAUUGGCAGAUGAUGAACCUUCAGGUGAUGGCAUGUUAACACUGACUCUUCAGGUAACACUGGGACCCUCUACAACUGUUGCGUUGUUGACAAAUGGUGACCAGCUCUUGCAAACUGCCACCACACUAACAAAAACUGAAACUGGAAGCUCUGCUGCCACAGAAGUAGAGGAUGCGAGUGGUGUGGAAAUUGGAGGUCUUCAUCCUGCUUUGAUAUUUGGAGUCCCUGCAGCACUGGUGUUAGUCCUGCUGGUUCUUCUGAUCUUUUUCGUUAUAAAAUGUCGCAAACGGAAAGAAUGCAAACAAGAUGAACUAGGAAGUGAAAACUGUAAAAGUCCUAUUUUUGAAGAAGAUACUCCUUCUGUAAUGGAAAUAGAGAUGGAAGAACUUGAUAAAUGGAUGAACAGCUUGAAACAAAAUGCUGAAUGUGAAUAUCUGCCUCCUGUGAAAGAAGAAAAAGACUGGAAUGCCAACACCAGGUAAUGGAAGGAUUUCGGAAUUUGGGUUUUC